UAAUACAUCACACGGAUAACUCACACCCAGUUUCAUUCUGUGUAUGUGUUUGAGAGAGGAAGGGAGGAGGGCCCCUGAAAGACAGCGUGGCUGCAGUGCCGCAGCAAGACAACUUCCAGUCGACCAGCAGUUCAGCUGCUCAUAACAUCCUCAGCUAGAGCUCUACUGACUGGACAUUUUGUACAUACGUUCUGUAACUGUACGCCGUACAACCCAUAACACGAGAGGGUUUAUAGUCGGUGUGGAGUAACGGUUUGCUGGACAGAUAACAGCCUGCUUUGGGGACUGCUGGGGACUGUUGGAGAAUGUUGGAAGGCUAGCCAGGGUCAGACCAGCAUCUUCAAACACUUUGAACGCUGCGUUGACGCCAACUCAACAGGAGUGAAGAUGGAUCGAAACAUGAAGGGUGGAACUGUCCCAUCAUCAAAAUAGGAGGGCGUGUCUCUUAGGUUGUGCUCUGCAGCUUAACUCUGUGACCGAGCUGGGAGACAGAGAGGAACAUGCCUCCCAGGCCGUCCUCAGGGGAGCUAUGGGGCAUCCACUUGAUGCCUCCCAGGAUCCUGGUUGACUGCUUGCUACCCAAUGGGAUGAUUCUGACCCUGGAGUGUCUCCGUGAGGCCACACUCAUCACCAUCAAACAUGAGCUGUUCAAGGAGGCCAGGAAAUAUCCCCUUCAUCACCUCCUACAGGAGGAGACGUCCUACAUCUUUGUCAGUGUUACACAGGAAGCAGAGCGGGAGGAGUUCUAUGACGAGACCCGGAGGCUGUGUGACCUCCGACUCUUCCAGCCCUUCCUUAAGGUCAUUGAACCAGUUGGCAACAGAGAGGAAAAGAUCCUCAACAGAGAGAUUGGGUUUGCCAUUGGUAUGCCUGUGUGUGAGUUUGAUCUUGUGAAGGACCCUGAGGUUCAGGACUUCAGGAGAAACAUCCUGAAUGUUUGCAAGGACUCUGUGGAGCUGAGAGACGCCAGCGGGCCCCACAGUAGAGCUCUGUAUGUCUACCCACCGAAUGUAGAAUCCACACAGGAACUUCCCAAACACAUCUAUAGCAAACUGGACAAAGGUCAGAUUAUUGUCGUGAUUUGGGUGAUUGUUUCUCCUAACAACGACAAACAAAAGUAUACAUUGAAGAUCAACCACGACUGUGUGCCUGAACAGGUGAUUGCAGAGGCCAUUCGUAAGAAGACACGCAGCAUGCUGCUUUCCCCAGAGCAGCUAAAGAUGUGUGUUCAGGAAUAUCAGGGUAAAUACAUCCUCAAAGUAUGUGGCUGUGAUGAGUACCUGCUGGAAAAGUACCCCAUCAGCCAGUAUAAGUAUAUCCGUAGUUGCAUCAUGCUGGGCAGGCUGCCUAACCUGAUGUUAAUGGCCAAGGACAGCCUAUACACUCAGUUGCCUACAGAUAACUUUGUCAUGCCAUCAUACUCUCGACGUAUCUCUACGGCAACAUCCUAUAUGAAUGGCGAGGCAGCUGCCAAGUCACUGUGGACCAUCAACGGAACCCUGCGAAUACGAAUCCUGUGUGCCACCUAUGUUAACGUCAAUAUACGGGACAUAGACAAGAUAUAUGUGAGAACAGGCAUUUACCAUGGAGGUGAACAGAUGUGUGACAAUGUCAACACACAGAGAGUACCCUGCUCUAACCCCAGGUGGAAUGAGUGGCUCACCUAUGAUAUGUACAUCCCAGACAUACCCCGUGCCGCCAGACUCUGCCUCUCCAUCUGCUCUGUCAAGGGCAGGAAGGGAGCCAAGGAGGAGCACUGUCCACUAGCUUGGGGUAAUAUCAACUUGUUUGACUACACACACACUCUGGUGGCCAACAAGAUGGCUCUGAACCUCUGGCCUGUCCCUCACGGCCUUGAAGACCUCCUCAACCCUAUAGGAGUCACUGGAUCCAACCCUAAUAAGGAAACCCCAUGUCUGGAGCUGGAGUUUGACCACUUUAGUAGUUCUGUCAAAUACCCAGAUAUGAAUGCAAUAGAGGAGCAUGCAAACUGGACCAUCUCGAGGGAACUGGGGUUUAACUACAACCUCUCUGGACAGAGCAACCGGUCGGCCAGAGAUCACGCCCUGACAGAGAACGACACUGAGCAGAUGAGACAGCUGAGUAACAGAGACCCUCUUUCAGAAAUCACUGAGCAGGAGAAAGACUUCCUCUGGAGACACAGGCACUACUGCAUGAACAUUCCUGAGAUCCUUCCCAAGAUCCUUCUUGCUGUCAAAUGGAACUCCAGAGAUGAAGUAGCACAGAUGUAUUGUCUGUUAAAGGAUUGGCCGUCAACUCGUCCUGAGCAGGCCAUGGAGCUGUUGGACUGUAACUAUCCAGAUCCCAUGGUCAGGCACUUUGCUGUACGCUGCCUUGACAAAUACCUUACUGAUGACAAACUGUCCCAAUACCUUAUCCAGCUCGUACAGGUAUUAAAAUAUGAGCAGUAUCUUGACAAUCCCCUGGCCCGUUUCCUCCUCAAAAAGGCCCUGACCAAUCAAAGAAUAGGUCAUUUCUUCUUCUGGCAUCUCAAGUCAGAAAUGCACAAUAAAACAGUGAGCCAGAGGUUUGGGCUUCUGUUAGAGGCUUACUGCCGGGCAUGUGGCAUGUACCUCAAACACCUGAGCAGGCAGGUAGAGGCCAUGGAGAAGCUGAUUAACCUCACUGACAUCCUAAAACAGGAGAAGAAGGAUGAGACACAGAAGGUCCAGAUGCGGUUUCUUGUGGACCAGAUGAAGAGACCGGACUACAUGGAUGCUCUGCAGAACUACACCUCUCCUCUCAACCCUGCACAUCAAUUGGGAAACCUUAGGUUAGAUGAAUGCAGGAUCAUGUCAUCCGCAAAGAGGCCGCUGUGGCUCAACUGGGAGAAUCCUGACAUCAUGUCGGAGCUGCUCUUUCAGAACAAUGAGAUCAUCUUUAAAAAUGGAGAUGACUUGCGGCAGGAUAUGCUGACGUUGCAGAUUAUUAAAAUCAUGGAGAAUAUUUGGCAGAAUCAGGGACUGGACCUACGGAUGCUUCCUUACGGCUGUUUGUCAUUAGGAGACUGUGUGGGUCUCAUUGAGGUGGUUCGCAGCUCCCACACCAUCAUGCAGAUUCAGUGUAAAGGAGGCUUGAAAGGAGCCCUGCAGUUCAACUCAAACACUCUGCAUCAGUGGCUCAGGGACAAGAACAAGGGCGAGAUGUAUGACAUGGCUGUGGAUCUGUUUACAAGGUCCUGUGCUGGCUACUGUGUAGCUACAUUUAUCCUUGGGAUAGGAGACAGACACAACAGCAACAUUAUGGUCAAAGAUGAUGGACAGUUGUUUCAUAUAGAUUUUGGCCAUUUCCUGGAUCAUAAGAAGAAGAAAUUUGGCUACAAGAGAGAGCGAGUGCCCUUUGUGCUGACGCAAGACUUCCUCAUCGUCAUCAGCAAGGGAUCCCAGGAGUGUGCAAAGACCAAAGAGUUUGAGAGGUUCCAGGAGAUGUGUUAUAAAGCCUACCUGGCCAUCCGGCAGCAUGCUAACCUCUUCAUCAACCUGUUCUCCAUGAUGCUGGGCUCUGGCAUGCCUGAGCUGCAGUCAUUUGAUGACAUUGCCUACAUUAGGAAGACGCUGGCCCUGGAGAAAAGUGAACAGGAGGCGUUGGACUACUUUAUGAAACAGAUGAAUGACGCUCACCAUGGAGGAUGGACCACCAAGAUGGACUGGAUAUUCCACACGAUUAGACAGCAUGCACUAAACUGAUCUCCUGCACACAAACAAAAAAAACACCAGUCCCAUCAUGGAUUUACAGCCGACUGAUCAUGGAAGUUUGCAGCUUAAUUUUAAUUUAAAUUUUUUUAAACACCAGUGCCAUUUUUAUUUAUCUAAACAAUGUUCCUGUUUUUUUUUUUGCAUUUUCUUGCCAUAAUCAUUUGCCCUUUUCCGUAGUCUUGAUUUCCUAACUCUACCCUCUACUUGUUCUGUUAUCUACAAGAGAGCGUUGUCCUUACGUCCUGGUGAAGAUGUGCCCUACCUGGCUGAUGCUCGUCUCCUUGGCUACUAUGCUUCAUCUGUUAAUUUCCCCAAUGGGAACAAACUGGGUAAUGGAAGAAGUUGUUCCUCCUACCUUACUGCUCUUUUUGGCAAAACACAAAUUGGACAAAACAACGUAAAGAAGACGUAUCUGCCAAUCUUUAAAAGUAGCCACAAAGUAAGUUCAACGUGCUGCUCUUCUGCUGUAUUACUUCUGUACUGUGGCUCCACCCCAGGAAGGAGGUGCUUUGGAACCUUUUAAAAAAGAAAUCGUAUCACUUGCUGAGAAGAUAGCGGGCACAAGGAACUGUCUGAAUUAUCUUACGUAAUAAGUGUUACUCAAAUUUGUUGCACAGUGCAGGAUUACUGGAGUAUGGAGGCUUCUUUGAUGAAUACCACUGCACAGUCUUCCACCAUAUUUGUGGUGGAGUUGUCCUCCUGAGCUGAUUUGGUGUCAGCUUUCCCACCUUUUAACCCUUUGUGAGUUAAUUUGAAAAGCUCAAAAUCUGAAGAAGAGUCUCUGGGCUGUUUUGCACAGCUCUACAGUCUCCAACGGCCUCUAUUAUAAAGCACUCCACCCUUGGGAACAUUUGUUGGUGGUGCAGCUUUAGACUUUUGCAUAAACUUCAGGGUGAUGAUGCCUCUCCAUCAAAAAAAGCACUUAGAAAUACCGGAAUGAUAUACAGAUUUAUUAUGACUUUUUGAAUUUAUUUAUGUAUCUAGUUUCUUUCAGUUUCGACACAGGCAAAACUCAGCUCUCCAGAAACACAUCAUUGUUUGUGUAAAUACAUUUAGAGUUUUUUGUAUUUGUGUUCACCUUUUUGCUUUCUUCAUCUGACUACCAUGAGUGCAACAGCUUUCCUCUUUUUUCCCAAGGGUUUUGCUCAUAUUCGUAAAUUAAGACUGCUGAUGCCUUCUUUUUUUUUGCCUCCAUCACUUAUAAGUUAAAUAUCUCAUUUGAAAUUGUCAGGAGCACCCCAUUUGUGUUAUUGUGGCUAGUUUGCAACCCUACUUGGAAUUUGUAAAAAUGUACUUGUUUGUGGAUGCAAAUUGGUAAAAAAUGAAAGUGCCGAUCUCACAUUUUAUGAAUAAUGGGACCUAUUUUAAGCCUCUUUGUUGGCAAGCAGAAGCCCAGGGGAAUGUCACGUCUUCCUGUUGAUAAAAUGCCUUGGCGUCACAGCACAACACUCCACAACACUGCACACUGCUCAGCCAUACAAACUGCCUAAACAAGUUGUUGUAAGCCAACCUUGACAGCACUAUUAACAUGAAAAGCUAGAUUUGACCUUUGUUGUUUUUUUAGUUGUUUUUUUUUUUUUAUUUCUAACAAUGUGAGGUUGUUGGUCUUUAGCAUAUCAUUAGAGUAUUAGAAUAUAUUUGCCGACUCAUGGACAAAGUGCAUUUUAACUUGUGUUUAUCACACAUCUGGUGGAUAUAACACCUUUCACUGAGCCUAUACCUCUGUCAGUAUUUGAGCCAAGCUCUCUGUUGCCAUGCACUGUUCAUUUUCAGAUUUUCCCCAACAGAAACAUUUGAGCAUGCAGCUUUUUCAAACAUUUAAAAGUCACAGUUAAAUGGCAGUUAAAGCAUCUUUAGUAAAGCAAGUGAAACAGUGCAUGUGGGCGAGAUUUAGUCGCGAGAGGAAUUUGAACAAAUCUUUCAAAUUUGAUUGGACCGUUCAAAAUAAGUUAUGGCUUUGCGAAUAGAGUAAUACACCGCUGUAGAGGACUCUCCAACCACACCACCCCCUCCUGUUGGGCCAGGAGACAGAGGAUGAGGGCGAAACUAAUAAAAAAGAAAGUCUUCAGCCGUAUUCUUUGGAAAUGUAAACAAAGUUUUAGCCAACUGAUAUCUAAACACACACCUCAGUAUACGGUAUUUUCUCACUUUGCUAGCUACUAUGAACCACUAGCCAACAGUUAAGUGCGGUUUUAUAGCUAAUCAUCUCACAUUUCAUUGGAUUAAUACGCCUGUGAGUUUCAGAUGAGUCAUUGAAAAUGUAUUAAUAUGUUACAGAAAGAGAAAAGGAAAUAUAAAAUACUUUAAAUCAACCAUCAUUUAAAUUAACACGGGUGCAGGAUUACAGCUUGAUAAAUGCAUUUUUGUUUCAUUGUGUCUUUAAAGCAGACCAUAGCCGCCUUGAAUUUUGAUAUAGGUAACUUUCUCAAAAAGUAUUGUUACAAAAGGUGUUUUUUGAGUGGCAGAAAACUCAACGGCUUUGUCCGUUGAAUUGAAACUUCUUGCAUGCUGUGCUUUGUUGAGGAGAGAAUGUAUUAAUUAAAGAUGGCUCAGAGCAGCCUCAUGAGCCCCCGACACCCUCGUAAUGUACCUGAAAAAACAUUUGGAUGUGCUCAUAGCUAGAGUACCAUUUUACUUAGCUACAGUAUGAAACUCAAUCUGCCUGCAGAAAAGAAAGUCAGCACUUUGUCAGCUCAACUGUUAAUUGUAUUUAAAAGCUAAAGUGGUGGUCUGUUCUGGCGCACGUCUGUGAUGUCAUAUAUCCUUGCAACAUUAAUGGCUAGAAUGUAUGUCAUUACUAACAUGGACCUUAUGUGCACUCAUCUUUUUAUGUUUUCAAGCAGCAUAACCAGUAUAUGUAUGAUACUUUACCUUUUAAAGAAUCAUUAAGCAGUAUGUAUGUACAGUUACUGUCAAACCUCUUUUUCUAUGGUGGGCUUCAUGUGUGACAAACCUGUAGUGUUAUCUUUAUUAUCCUCUCCCAUGUAUCUUCCAAAUUGAUUGUGUGAGUGUGUUUGUGUACAUUAAUGGUAUUUCUGUACCGGUUGCAGAGCUUCAUUGGCAGGCCCCAAUGAAAAUCCACACUGUAUGUAUGUACAUGUCCAUGUGUAUGUGUGUGAAGACACUUAACUAUGGAAAUGUUGGUGUCGUCCUGGAACUUUUUUUUCAUACAUAAGUUGUAAAUGUUUUACUUGAAACGUCACAAAUCAGAACCACAGCUGUAUUUUGUUGGUUUAAAGUUGAGAUGGGGGAAAGUGCAGUGUCUAUCUAGUACUGAAUGUGAGAGAGUGUGUGUGCGUAUAUAUAUUGUACUGUACGUAAGCAUUAAGGUUGAAGAAUUGUGUAUAGGCUUUUUGUUUGAUACCUGUAGUAAUUGUUAUUUAUGCCACAGUCCUACAUUUCAGAGUGAAGAGGCACCUACUUCUUGAACUUAUGAAGGUUGUACUUGAGUACAAAUUUAUAAGAUCAGGUGCAGUCAGAACUAUGACGAAGUAUCUUACGAGAUUUAAGAUUUAAUAAUCUUAGAUCUUCAUCCUCAGCCUCAAAUUCAUCAGAAAUAUGUCCAGCAGCUAAGUCAUAGUUCUCACAUCUUCUCAUAUUAUGUUUGUUUGCUUGCUUGAAAGUUCUCCUGCUCGCCAACUUUGGCACUGAAUGGGUGCAAGAAUAUAAACUGUUGCACUAGUUUAUCUUUAUCUUUCUUUAAGUGAGGGCUUUGAUGGCACCCAUGCUUUAUCUAUUUUAAAAUUCAAAAAGCUCAAAGAUGAAAACACAGGGCCAUAAUUACAAAGCUGUUUGAUUGUAUGCAUCAACAAUCUGCAGGCAGUUGAGUAUCACAUAAUGAUACAUAAUCAUUGUACCUGCUAUUUUACUAAGUAAGAUGAAGUUGGAAAAGGUUGAUCAUGGACAUGGACAUAAUAACAUAAACACCCAGAAUAUGUAAUGCCAUUCAAUGCAAUAUCGAUGCAGUAAAUACUACUUUUGUGAAGCCUUUGUUCUUUUUUUAUGGCUUUCCGAGAAGUUGUUAUUGGGUGUUAUGUUCCCGUUUGUUCUCCUGAUGGACAGGUGUUUACCUUAUUGUCCCUAUGUAUAUUUAGUGAAUAGGUCUGUGUUUGUUUCUGAAGAUCAGUUAAAAACACUGUCAAAUCCACAGGUUUUUUUUAACUCCAAGUCCUCCCACUAUUUCAUACGACCCACGUAAGCGCUUCAUAAGAUAACGCCCCUGGCGGUAGCAGGAAAACGGACCCACAGGAGCGUUUCCCGUCCUCAUGUAAACGUUAACGGUCGCAGUUUUAAACAUGUCAUUAAGGUAAAAUGGUUGCAGUUUGGUUAGGUUCAGACAACAAAAACAACUUAGUUAAGUUUAGAUAAAGAUUGUGUUUGGGGUUGAAAUCAGUACAUUGGUUACGUUACUUCACGCAUGUGACAUAGAACGUGACGUAGUUCUGGGUUAAAGUCCUGUGUUUGUUUGAUCCGUUCACCACUCUAACCAACCUGCCCUCUUAUGCAGAGUUUGCAGCUUUUAUAUUUCAUCAACAUCUUACUGCUUUGCUCCCAUCUUAUUUACUACAGCCACUAUAAACGUAAAUGUGAGUCAAGGGUAAUUGCUAUUUAACAAACAACUAAUGGUGUUGUAGGGUUUAGUCUACUCUACAGUCUCUUUAACACAAAUUGUGUUUUUAGAAAGCUGUCGUAUAACAGUUUAAAACCCAGGACUUUCAUUCAAAGAGCAAAUAUGACUAAUCAUUAAGAUUAUUGAUCAUUUGUCAUCAUUUUUUAGGCUCCUGAAGUGUCCUAAAUUCUCACUUCAAAGAGAAAUUAACUAAAUGGUCUGUGGCUUCAUGUUAUUUUUCGUAUGCAGUGUUCUGAACUACAUUAUAGGGUGUUCCUCAACAUACCAUGCUGUCAGAACCUUAACCUAUACUAUGAAUGAAUGUACAAUGGGCCGAUGUAUUGUUUUUCACAGCCUAUCUGCAUGACAUUGGGUAAAGAUGAAUAUUCUUCUUCUUGCUACAUUGUUUGUUUUUUUACUUUAGUCUUGUAAGCAGCCAGACAGAUGUUUAUGAAAUAAUGCCUUAGGUUUGCUCCACAUAGGAACAGUUUAAUCAUCCUAACAAUAACCUAUAUUUUCUUUAAUUUAUAAAUGUAUAUUGUAUUUCAUUUUGGCUCCCUGGUCAUCGAGUAAAGAUUUGUACCCUGACUGACUGACUGGUCAUCUGAGUGUUCUGUGAAGAAGUACAAAUAAAUGUGUUAAACAUUUA
This is a messenger RNA of Sander lucioperca (pikeperch), 8974 nucleotides long. RefSeq names its product phosphatidylinositol 4,5-bisphosphate 3-kinase catalytic subunit alpha isoform-like. Gene Ontology annotation, biological process: phosphatidylinositol 3-kinase/protein kinase B signal transduction; phosphatidylinositol-3-phosphate biosynthetic process; cell migration. Bases 501 to 3707 code for a protein of 1068 amino acids. The transcript is spliced from 27 exons. Lineage: Eukaryota; Metazoa; Chordata; Actinopteri; Perciformes; Percidae. Gene Ontology annotation, molecular function: 1-phosphatidylinositol-4-phosphate 3-kinase activity; 1-phosphatidylinositol-3-kinase activity. The record is from RefSeq and is a predicted model, not a curated record. Gene Ontology annotation, cellular component: cytoplasm; phosphatidylinositol 3-kinase complex, class IA; phosphatidylinositol 3-kinase complex, class IB.